This is a messenger RNA of Suillus clintonianus, 1460 nucleotides long. Its product is annotated as Intradiol ring-cleavage dioxygenase. Gene Ontology annotation, biological process: catechol-containing compound metabolic process. The record is from RefSeq and is a predicted model, not a curated record. Gene Ontology annotation, molecular function: catechol 1,2-dioxygenase activity; ferric iron binding. Lineage: Eukaryota; Fungi; Basidiomycota; Agaricomycetes; Boletales; Suillaceae. The coding region runs from base 44 to 1048 and encodes 334 amino acids. The transcript is spliced from 9 exons.
CUCCGGUCCGUGACGCUACCCCAACUCUCUCUGGAACCACAUCAUGCCAGACGCACCGGAAGUCAAGGCCGCUACUUCAAAUGGCAUCCCUCCUCCAAGCUUCAACUUGCCAUUACCUGACAAACCAGAGAUUAUCACCGCCAACGUCCAGAAGUUGACGGAGCAAACACCUAAUCCACGGCACAAGUUCAUCUUCAAGGCCCUCAUCAAGCACCUACACCAGUUCGUCAACGAGACCAGUCUAACCACAGAUGAAUGGAUGGCAGCAAUUGAUUUCUUGACGCGCACAGGACAAAAGUGCACACCAUUGCGUCAAGAAACCAUCCUGCUAUCAGAUGUCCUAGGUGUUUCUGCUCUCGUCGACUCGUUAAAUAACCCCGUUGCGGGAGGAGCAACCGAGAACAGCGUCCUCGGUCCAUUCUUCACGGAGGAUGCUGCAGAGGUCGACUUUGGCGAAUCGAUCGCGUCUGAGGGAAAAGGAGAUUACAUGUACGUCGAAGGUCGAAUUUUGACAACGGACGGACAGCCAAUCCCUAAUGCCGUCAUCGAAACUUGGGAGACCGAUGCCGACGGAUUCUAUGAUACGCAGUACGCAGACCGCUCUUAUCCCGACUGCAGAGGUCGCCUACGCUCUGGCGACGAUGGCAGAUUUGGCUAUCGCGCUGUUGUUCCAGUAGCGUAUCCAAUUCCUGGAGACGGUCCUGUUGGUGAACUUCUUCUCCUUCUCGGUCGGCACAACAUGCGGCCAAACCAUUUACACAUGAUGGUUGAAGCCCCUGGUUUCCACAAACUCGUAACAGCAUUUUAUCCGGAUGGCUGUAAGUACCUGGAAAGCGACUGCGUCUUCGGUGUCAAGAAAUCCUUGGUAGUGAGCUUGAAGGAUAUUGUAGACGAGGAGGAAGCCCGGAAACGCGGAUUUCCUCACGGUCGCUCAUUCAAAUUAUUGCAAUAUGACAUUGUAUUACUCACGGAAGCCCAGUCUGCCAAGAUGCGUGAUGGCGUUGACCAGGAGCGCUGUAUAAUCACCGAGGAUCAUAAAAAGUUCUAGAUCAUAAUGGACAGUAUAUACGGCAUUAUCAUUAUGUAUUUCAGAUUAUUCCAUUCUCAUUGUUCUUUUGCAAAUACAUUGCUGUAAUACCGGGACUGGGAGUCGAAUCUAGCCUGUAACGAGUUUCUGAACCGCCCCGUGCGACGUGGGAUGAAAAAUGGGGAAUGAAGACCAAUUCAGAACUAAAACAUGCAACCAACAAGUUACGCCAUCUCAACAUCCUCUGCAGUAGCAGCUGUUUUCUUGGCUCCAGUAUUUGCAACACCUUUGUCAUCAGCCAUGAAAAAGUCGAGUUCUUGAUCAAGCUCCUCUGCUGUUGGGGCUUUGGAUCGCGUAGGCUUUGGAGCCUUUAUCUUCGAUGACGAGGCAACUCUUGGAGUUCGUGGUGGGCGUGCGCGAGUCGGACCGGCGC